AUGCCAUACACUAAUAACGAUAACAAUCAAAUAUCAGAGCUCGACUCGACACAAAAUCAAGAUGUGAAUGCCGAUAACGAGCACGCGAUUGAGCACUCAGCUCAGGAUAUGUUAAAUAACGAAAUAAUAGAAGACGGCGCUAAGCCUCAGCAACCAAGCGACAGCGCGUUCCUAGACCAAUUUAAUCAUGAUGACGGUGGGGAUAACCCAUGGGAUCUUUCAGGAGCCUCACACGCUGCGACUGCGCAAGGUGAUGAUGCUGUCGUACCUGAUUACGAACACGAGAUUGCCCAAGCGGAAACUACUCGGACGAGCAACGCGGCCAAACAUUCCAGCACAACUUCGUUUGCGCGUACCGUGUCUCACGAGGUAAGCUUUAACGAUGACGAGGAUAGCGAGUUGAGCCUGCAGCGAUCGGACACGGACCCUUUCAAGUUCAUGCCACCGAAUGAGAGGACAAACUCAUUUCCCGCCGUACCGCAAAGAGAGGAUGCGACUGAGGACGAAUUCGAUCACCCACCCCCAUCAACUCAAGCCCAAGAUAUCCUGCAUGGCUUGGAGAAGGAUGAUUCAGACACUGACCCCGUUGCACAAUCUGAAUUUCCCGAUACUCUUGGCGAAGACCAGCCCGUCGAUGAUGAAACUGGUGCAAAUGGAAGCUCAUCCCAGCAAUACGUUGGUGGAGAGCUUGUGGGUACUGCAGAGGAGGAGUCGGAUGCUCGAUUCGAGGAGGGUUUACCGUUGAUUCCACAAAGCGAACAGCAUGACCUAGAGAACCAUUACGAACCUGAGGCUCCAGGUCUUGGAGAUGCCUUUACGCAGGAUGAUGUUGAAGAGGGUGAUGACUUUUUCAGCCAAGUAACUAAGGAUGCUUCUCAUCUAGGAGAAGAUGCUAGCUUUGAGCAUACUCUACAGAGGAAAUCCACAUCUAUGGUAAUGGGACAAGUCAUAGACUCUAUGACAAGGGAAGAAGAGUCGAAUUCAGAGCUCCCAUCUCCAGUCAAGGAUGCUACGUCGGAAGAACCAGCGAAUUCAGACACGCCUGCGCAGCGGGCUGUGAACGGUGAUUUUGAAACUCAUUCGAAGGAGGGAGUUGAUACUCAACCGGGACCCGUCGAUAUCGAUGCAAAGUGGGCUGCUGCUUUUGACGAUGACGAGGACUUUCUAUUGGAUUCAACUGCUGAAAAUAAGGAGCUGGAUCCAGCAGAUAUCUUCGGAAGUGACGACGAAGGUUUCUUGGAGGAUACGACUGAGCAGAUGCCAGCGGCACCAGUAGUAUCGAUAUCACAGCCUCAUAUAGCUGCGCAACCUCAGUCGGCAGGCUUAAAUGGUCGUUAUACUCCUGAUAGUUUCCAGCAUCCGGCGCAGUUAAGCCCAAACCCUUAUGCACCAGCCCCCUUUGUCAAUCAAAUGCAACCGCCACAACCUCCUUCCUAUGCGCACCCGGCCACGGCUCCUCCGCCGGCAAUGGGUGGAUUUGAGCCACCUCAAAAGCCAGCUAUGCCUAAAGCUCAAAGUUUUGCUGAUAAGGCCAAAGGCGGGUAUACAUCUCCGUACGAUCUCCCGAUGGAAGUUGUGAAACCGAAGAAGCGGAUUAGUAUGCAGCAACUUCCACGAGCAAACAACGCAUCUCUAGGACCACCAGCCGCGCCCCCAAGGAGUGCGAGUUUGUAUUCCCAACCACCACCGCCGGGAGCUUCGAACGCAAGUUUAUCACCUCCUAGUUCAAGCCAUUCAAGCCAACCGCCGCCACCACCACCAGCGGCAGCAAUAGCCCAGAAGCCUACCCCCCAGUUAAAAUCUAAAUCUAGCUUCUUCGAGGACUUACCUCUAUCGUCGAAGCCCCGGCCCGCGUCACGACACAGUCACCUUUCCGCCUCACCUCAACUUAGCCCAUAUGGACAACCACCACACGGUCCUCUUCCUGGAUCCCCUUUAACAUCGCCUGCUUCCUAUCCUCCUCAUUCCCCCCAAGAGCAAGCAACUGGUAUCGCGUCAUUAGUUGCUCCAGAGCGUAUUAAUCCUUAUGCCUCGGUGCAAUCCAAUUCGCUACCCACGCCAAGUGCGCCUCCCGUCGCGACCUCAAGAUACUCUCCCGCGCCGCCUCAAUUAUCAGUAGCAAACGGUAUUCCACCGCCUGCUUCUAGCCGAUAUUCGCCCGCUCCGCCUUCUGUCCGGUCGUCUAGUGGUGGAUACGCCGCUGUUCCACCCCCGAUGCUCGCACACCAACCACGAACUUCCAGUCCCCUUGCUCACUCUCAUUUUGAAAUCUCUCACGAUAAGCCAAUACCAACUCCUAUGAACGCUGAGGGCACCUCUGAACGUCGAAGCUCAUCUCAGUAUGAGCCUCGUCUCACAAGAGUGCCUUCAUUACCACCAACGCAGGAAGUUGAGGAGGAACAAUCUUUACUACGAUCUCCCCCAGUUGCGCCCAAAGCUCCGUCCGAAUCCAAAUAUAGUCCAAGACAAGUCAGGCAUACUCCUCCGCCUCUUAACUCUCCUGCCUAUAACGCGAUAUCUCCCCCUAAGAGAGCGGUAUCAAGUUAUGUCCCGAUGUCUCCCGCAUCCGUACCACAUAAGGAGGUUAACUUUGUACCACCGCCUCGGUCUCAAACCCAAUCGCCUGGAGCUCUUUAUGGAAAUCGGCCUGGAAUAAGGCCCAUCGACCCUGUCCCUCGGCCGUCUUCCGUACAAGGUGCUUCUUCCCCACGAGAGAUACCGAAUGCGGAUGCAGCUCGACCUGCUGUUAGAGCCCGAGGCAUGUCUCAGCAUCUCAAUCUUGUCCCGCCAACCGAUGGUCGAGAGCAGGACCCCUUAAAGAGAUGGCGAGGUUGUCCCGUCAUUACAUGGGGUGUGGGAGGAACACUUGUGACCUCUUUCCCGACGGAUGUUCCACGAUAUGGCAUUAGUCAGGCGCUCCCGAUGAUCGUACGCAGCCCAGGUGAGGUGAAAGUACGGCAUGUCAAGGAUAUUCAACCGUUGGAAGAGCGUCUUGUCAAAUUCCCAGGACCUUUGAAGGGCAAAUCGAAGAAGAAAGAAACAGUUGCAUGGCUGACGGCUGGUAUUGAUACUCUUGAAAGAAGUCUUCCAAAUCUUUCGUUCUUGCACGCCGUUUCACAUGAGGACAAGAGAGCUGUUGAGCGAGCAUUAUUAUGGAAGAUUCUACGGGUUUUUAUUGAAAACGACGGUCUUCUCGAAGGAAAUCCUACGGUAGAAAAGGCUGUUAGGGAGGUUAUCUCACCUGGUCUUGACACUGAUAAUCCUGAGCUUGCUCCUGCGAUUUCUACUGGAGCCGAUUUGACGGGAAUACCUUCAACUAUAACUACUAUGCAAGCGGACGCCGUCGAUUCUACGACUGUCGAGCAGAUCCGGCACCAUCUGCUAUCCGGUGACCGAGAGAAGGCCGUUUGGGCUGCGGUGGACAAGAGGCUUUGGGGCCACGCGAUGCUCAUUUCGAAUACGAUGCAAAGUCCGGAAUUAUAUAAAAAGGUUGCUCAAGAGUUCAUCAAGAAGGAGGUGAACCAUCCGGGUCACGGAAAUGAGUCGCUCGCGGCCCUUUAUGGCGUUCUUUCUGGAAAUUUUGAGGAGUCGGUAGAUGAGCUCGUCCCAGUUCAUGCGCGGGCAGGUCUUCAGCUUAUAUCUACUUCGGCUUCUAUUGGCGCAUCGCAGGAUGCAUUGGCGGGUCUUGACAAAUGGCGCGAGACACUUGGCUUAAUACUCAGCAACAGGAGUUUUGGCGAUGCUCAAGCUCUACGAUCGCUUGGUAACUUGCUCUCUGGAUAUGGAAGAGCGGAAGCAGCUCACAUCUGCUACAUCUUUGCUAGAAACUCUGCUAUUUUUGGCGGUCUUGAUGACCCUAAUGUUAACUUCGUCCUUGUUGGAGCCGAUCACCGUCGCCAAGCCGACCAGUUCGCGAAGGAGACGGAGGCCUUGCAACUUAGUGAAGUGUACGAGUAUGGGUUAUCCCUUGCGGGAGGCUCAAAUGCUGUUCAGAGUUGCCCACACUUGGCUGCUUACAAACUACAAUAUGCUAUGACCCUUGCUGAACAUGGAUUUAGAGAUAAGGCUUUACAAUACUGCGAGGGUAUCUACAACGCUAUCACUGCGCAGACGAAGAGGUCGCCUUAUUACCACCCCGUUUUAGAGUCUUCCGUAGACGAUCUUAUGAGAAGAUUGAAGCAGGCUCCAAAGGAAGAGUCAUCUUCGUGGAUCCCGAAGCCUAGGAUGGACCAGGUGUCUACAAAUAUGUGGAGCCGCUUCAACAAGUUUGUUGCCGGCGAUGAUGAGGAUGGUUCUGGUAAUGCGGCGUCGGGCGAGGCUGGCGCUGAGUCUGGGCCCUUUUCUCGUCUUGCAGGCGGGACACCGACGAUCAGUCGGUCUCCGUCCGUCUCGAACUUCGACGUAUACGGAAACGGUAACCCAUCACCUACCCUCACAUCCACUAAGGCCGCUUCACGCUAUGCGCCACUAAUAUCUCAACCCUCCAAUAACCCAUACGACCCUAAUGCUUCUUACAAUCCAGCUCCCAGAUCUUCAAUGGAAAGGACCUCGGGCGAGAUUACACGGAGCUCCUUUGAGCUACCAACAAGAAGAGGAUCAGACAUGCAGUCUACAUUUGGAAGUCCCUAUACCCCUAAUCAUAACUCGUCCACUUCUACAUAUCAACCUGCAGCACCGGCCGCUUCUCAGACGUCUCCAUAUAUGCCAGUCUCCCAAGGAUCAGACUCAGCCCCACAACCGACGGGUAUUGGAAUUUCAUUCCCGGGCUACGAUCCAUAUGGAGCCGCACAAACCUCGCCAAACCCUAAUGCUUCUCAGUCGCAACCCUCACCUACGGAGCUGAAACCGGCAGUUUUAGUAAAUGACGCCAACGCGACGCAGGGUUAUCAGCCUCCUUCGUACGGAUAUGAACCGCCAGCGAUGAACUCCUUCGAGGCUCCUACAGGACAGACCGAAAGUUACUCGGGCGGAUACGAACCACCUUCAUACCAACCUUCUGGUUUUGAGCCUCCAUCGUACGAGCCGGGUCCGGGUGGCAACGAAGGCGAUUCUCCCAGUGAGUCGAAGCCUAAAAAGAGCUUUUUCGACGAUGAUGAGGAUGAUAUUCCUGGCCUGAAGUCACAAGGGAAGAGCAAGGCGGAUAUAGACCGGGAGAACGCGGAGAUGGUUAGGAAGAUUGCUGAGGAAGAGGAAAAACGUGCUGCUGAGGCGAAGGCAGCCAAGAAAGGCUGGGGCUUUGGAGGAUGGUUCGGCGGUGGUGCCAAAAAGGAGUCACUCGAACCGGCCAACAAGCCCAUCAAGGCCAAACUUGGCGAAGCCAGCAGCUUCGUAUACGAUCCGGACCUCAAGCGCUGGGUCAACAAGAAAUCGGGAGCUGAGAACACUCCUGUUAAGUCGGCAACACCGCCUCCUCCUCGUGCAGCUGGUACCCCUCCACCGCCGGGAUCUACAUCCGCUCCUCCAGGGGGCUUGGGAAUCCCUCCUACCGGCCCUCCCCGUGCUCAUCUUACGCCUGCGCCUACACUGCUUAGAAGUGCUAUUUCGCACGAUAACCUCAUGGUUCCCGGUGGCGCUCCGCCUAUGAUGCGGUCCGUCUCGGGUCAGAGUACUAGCAGCGCCCCAGGCGGGCCUCCUAGCGCACCGCCUAGCAGGCCGGCUACAAGCCUGAGCAACGCGAGCAGCAUCGACGACUUGCUCGGCGCGGCGGGGCCGAGGAAGGGAGGCAAGAAGGCGAAGAAGACAGGGCGCUACGUAGACGUCAUGGCAAAGUAA
This is a messenger RNA of Daldinia childiae, 5772 nucleotides long. RefSeq names its product COPII coat assembly protein sec16. Gene Ontology annotation, biological process: Golgi organization; COPII vesicle coat assembly; autophagy. NCBI's taxonomy places the organism in Eukaryota, Fungi, Ascomycota, Sordariomycetes, Xylariales, Hypoxylaceae. Gene Ontology annotation, cellular component: endoplasmic reticulum exit site; ER to Golgi transport vesicle membrane. The coding region runs from base 1 to 5772 and encodes 1923 amino acids. The transcript is spliced from 2 exons. The record is from RefSeq and is a predicted model, not a curated record.